AUGCGACUAAUGGUGCGCCGGUCGAUGGUGAUUGCUUUAGUUACAGCCGCCGAGAAAUCGCCCUCCCCUCUUUCUCUGUUCGCGAAUCGAGCGGUCUCUAAUCGCCGGCAUCAGCCGCUGCCGAGUCACACCGGCGACCUCGCCCUUCUAGUCGCCGCAGACGCGCGCCCUCGCGAGCCCUCUUCGCCGACGAAAGUCAACCCCGCCGCGACGGCGAGGACGUGCCCAUUUUCCGGCGAGAGCCAGUGCACAGCCGAGAAGUUCCCGAGGACCGUCGUCCGGAACCAAACGCGACCAGCCGUGAGCAACCGCUGUUCAGCCGCCGUCGUUCGAGCGACCCUGUUCAGCCGGAGCCAUCCGUGGUACGUACGAGUGGCCGAGGUCUGCUUUGUUACUUGUAAUUUCCCGACGAGAGGUUGUGCGGGUAUGGUGUGGUGUAGUAACUGCGCCAAAGAUAUCAUUCGACCUGAUAGAGCCGAGGGCAAAAUAUGCUGUUCUCUUUGUGGAAGAGUUCUGGAUGAGGAUAAUUUUUCGGUGGAGCCGACAUUUGUAAAAGGUGCAGCUGGACAGAGCCAAUUGUCUGGAAAUUACGUGAGGACCAUUCAAAAUGAAUAUUCUGUUUCUCGUGAGAGGACCCUGAAUGAAGCGUAUGAUGGAAUAGAUGGUAUGAUGUAUGCACUUGGAAUUGAUGGUGGUGAUUCGAUAGCUCGGCCAGCUUUAGCCUUUUAUACGAUAGCACUUGAACGCAACUUCACUAGGGGUCGCAGGAAAGAGCAAGUGCAGGCCUCUUGCCUUUACAUUGCUUGUAGGGAGAACAAAAAGCCGUAUCUUCUUAUUGAUUUCUCAGAACAUCUAAGGAUAAAUGUUUAUGUGCUAGGGGCAGUAUUUUUGCAGCUUUGCAAACUCUUGAGCCUUGAAGAGCAUCCCAUUAUUCAAAAACCUGUGGAUCCUAGCCUUUUCAUCCACAGGUUUACUGAUCGUCUGUUUGGUGGCAGAAAACCAAGUGUCUCCAAAACUGCACUUCAGAUUGUUGCUAGCAUGAAGCGUGAUUGGAUGCAGACUGGGAGGAAACCAAGUGGACUAUGUGGAGCUGCUCUGUAUAUAUCUGCUCUCUCGCAUGGUCUCAAGUGUACAAAGUCUGAAAUUAUUAAAGUUGUGCACGUAUGUGAAGCAACUCUCGUGAAGCGGUUGAUUGAAUUUGAGAAUACUGAGUCAGGAGCCCUGACGAUUGAAGAGUUCAACAUGAAAGCAGAUGAGCUUGAGAAAGAAGAGAGGCUUAGUAAUACCCUCAAUGCCGGGUCAAAAGCAUCUGUGAUCAAGGAACUUCUCUGUGAGCACAAGGGUAGUGGGAAGCCUCCUUUUGCUCAUGGUCUCUGUGAAAAAUGCUAUGAAGAGUUUAUAAAACUGUCUGGAGGUCUUAAUGGCGGGUCAGAGCCUCCGGCUUUCCAACGUGCAGAGAUGGAAAGACUAAUGGCAAAGGAAGCUGCCAUCCAAAAAACUAAGACUUCGGAAUUUUCUGCGUUGGCAGAAAACAGGAGCAAAAAUGUAAAUGUAUUUUUUGAUUUUCUGCCAAUGCUUGUCCAUUCCCAAAUAUUUCCAGGAGCUUCUAACCAAGACGAAACCGUGGAUGAUUCUAGUAAAGAAAGACUCCAAAAAACCGAUGCUACCUUUGAUGAAUCAGAGAGUUUAUCUGACACUGAUGAUAUUGAGCUGGCCUCAUACCUUCUCAAUGAGAAGGAGAAGGAGUACAAGAAAACUAUCUGGGAGGAAAUGAACAAAGAAUACCUUGAGGAGCAGGCAGCUAAAGAAGCUGCAGCCUUGGCCGCUAAGAAAGCUUUUGAGGCAAAUUUGUCCAACUGCUCAGGAGAUGUAGAAGCUGCACAAAGGCUUGCUGCUGCAGCUGCAGAAGCUGUCGCAAAGUCAAAGAAGGAAAAACGACAGAAGCGUGCUGCCGAGUUGAAAAAUGCAGGCCCACCUCAAACCGCUCUCGAGGCAACUAGCCGAGUGCUUGAUAGAAAGAGGCUGAGUUCUAAAGUCAAAUAUGAUGUACUCGAAAAGCUUUUGGGUGAAACUGAGACGGAGACCCCAUUAAAGAAGAGCCGGACAGAAGAAGAAUUGGAUAAUGAUGACAAAUACACGAGUAAUGGCAAAGCCGAAUCUGAGAUCGACGACCUUCACGAUAUGUACUAUAGCUAA
This is a messenger RNA of Striga hermonthica, 2196 nucleotides long. Lineage: Eukaryota; Viridiplantae; Streptophyta; Magnoliopsida; Lamiales; Orobanchaceae. The record is from the annotation of a GenBank genome assembly.